Chanos chanos (milkfish) is the source of this 7077-nucleotide messenger RNA. RefSeq names its product low density lipoprotein receptor-related protein 5 (gene lrp5). Lineage: Eukaryota; Metazoa; Chordata; Actinopteri; Gonorynchiformes; Chanidae. Gene Ontology annotation, molecular function: protein binding. The transcript is spliced from 24 exons. Bases 101 to 4972 code for a protein of 1623 amino acids. The record is from RefSeq and is a predicted model, not a curated record. Gene Ontology annotation, biological process: nervous system development.
GUAGCUUGAAGAGUGGCAGAAACAAAAGUGUCGAUUGAACUUCGCUCUUGGACUCAAACUUUCUUUUAGCAGAGAUACCUCGAAUAAUGGAGUUGGAGCUAUGGAAUUAAAGCCGGGAGCGCUUGUAAUGGAGGUUUUAUUUGUGCAAUUGCUGCUUUGUAGUAGUGUGACUGUGAUUUACGGUGACCCGUUGCUGCUCUUUGCUAACCGUCGAGAUGUGCGAUUGGUGGAUGCGGAGGCUACGCGGCCGGAGUCGAUGGUCGUGGUCAGUGACCUAGAGGAUGCAGCGGCGGUGGACUUUCUCUACUCAGAGGGACUCAUCUUCUGGACGGACGUCAGCGAUGAGGCCAUAAAACAGACCUACUACAACCAGUCGACUAACUCCGUUAAGGAAGCCACUCUGGGCACUGGGCAGACAGUGGUCGUAUCAGGAUUGGACUCACCCGACGGGCUUGCCUGCGAUUGGCUCGGACGCAAGCUCUACUGGACCGACUCAGAGACCAACCGCAUUGAAGUCGCCAACCUGGACGGCACUUCUCGGAAAGUGCUCUUCUGGCAGGACCUGGACCAGCCCAGGGCCAUAGCCCUAAACCCGGCCCAUCGGUACAUGUACUGGACAGACUGGGGGGAGGAGCCUCGCAUUGAGAGGGCGGGAAUGAACGGCAGUAGCAGAGAGAUCAUUGUGGGCGUGGAUAUCUACUGGCCCAAUGGACUGACCAUUGACCUGGAGGAGCAGAAACUAUACUGGGCAGACGCCAAGUUAAACUUCAUCCACCGAGCCAACCUGGAUGGUUCUUCUCGAGAGACUGUGGUGGAGGGCACUCUCACCCACCCUUUCGCCCUCACCCUGUCUGACGACACCCUGUACUGGACGGACUGGCAGACCCGAUCCAUCCAUGCCUGCAACAAACACACCGGAGACAAGAAGAGGGAGAUCCUGAGCGGCAUUUACUCUCCCAUGGACAUUCAGGUCCUGGGCAAGGACAGGCAGCCAUACAUUCAAACUCCAUGCAGCGAGGGGAAUGGAGGCUGUUCCCACCUAUGUCUUCUCUCUCCCAUGCAACCUUUCUACAGCUGCGCCUGUCCCACGGGAGUCAAACUUAAGGAAGAUGGCAAGACCUGUCGCCCAGGAGCAGAGCAGGUCCUGUUGCUGGCCCGACGGACGGAUUUGCGUCGGAUCUCUCUGGACCUUCCUGACUUCACCGACAUUGUGCUGCAGAUCAGUGACAUACGCCACGCCAUCGCCAUUGACUACGACCCUGUCGAUGGCUUUGUGUACUGGACAGAUGAUGAGGUCAAAGCCAUCCGCAGGGCGCGCAUCGACGGCAGCGAUGCCCAAACGCUGGUCACCACUGAGAUAAACCAUCCGGACGGCAUCGCGGUGGACUGGGUGGCGCGGAAUCUCUACUGGACGGACACAGGAACAGACCGCAUUGAGGUGACCAGACUUAACGGAACAUCUCGUCGAGUUCUCGUCUCGGAAAACCUGGAUGAACCCCGAGCCAUUGUUCUAGACCCAAUCAGCGGCUACAUGUACUGGACAGACUGGGGAAAGAAUCCAAAGAUUGAGCGAGCUAGUCUCGACGGGAGCGAUCGCAUAGUUCUUGUCAACACCUCGCUGGGAUGGCCUAACGGUUUAGCCAUUGAUUACACCGCUGGAAAACUGUACUGGGGGGACGCCAAGACUGACAAAAUCGAGGUGAUUAAUGUGGAUGGCUCUAACAGGAGGACUCUAUUGGAGGACAAGCUGCCUCACAUCUUUGGUUUUACCCUGCUGGGAGACUACAUCUACUGGACGGACUGGCAGAGAAGGAGCAUCGAGAGAGUCCACAAGACUAAAGUGGUUCGUGAGAGCAUCAUAGACCAGCUCCCAGACCUCAUGGGCCUUAAGGCCACCAAAGUCACCGAGACCUUUGGCACUAACGCCUGUGCAGAGGACAACGGAGGCUGCAGUCACCUGUGUUUUUACCGGCCGCAGGGCCCACGCUGUGCCUGUCCCAUGGGGCUGGAGCUGCUGAGCGACCUGCGAACGUGCGUUGUCCCUGAGGCUUUCCUCCUCUUCACCAACCGCGCGGACAUCCGCAGCAUCUCCCUGGGCACCAACAGCAACGACGUCGCCAUCCCGCUCACCGGCGUCAAAGAGGCCUCCGCCCUCGACUUUGACGUGGCUGAGAACAGGAUCUAUUGGACUGACGUCAGUACCAAGACCAUUAGUCGUGCCUUCAUGAAUGGCAGCUCGGUGGAGCACGUGAUCGAGUUCGGCCUGGACUACCCUGAGGGCAUGGCGGUCGACUGGAUGGGCCGCAACAUCUACUGGGCCGACACGGGCACCAACCGCAUCGAGGUGGCCCGUCUGGACGGGCAGUACCGUCAGGUCCUGGUGUGUAAGGACUUGGAUAACCCUCGCUCUCUGGCGCUGGACCCUGCCAACGGGUACAUGUAUUGGACCGAAUGGGGAGGCAGGCCCAGGAUAGUCCGUGCUCACAUGGAUGGCACUCACAUUGUUACGUUGGUAGACAAGGUGGGAAGAGCGAACGGCCUCACCAUUGACUAUAUUGAUCAGAGGCUUUACUGGACUGACCUGGACACAUGCAUGAUAGAGUCAACCAACAUGCAAGGUCUCCAGAGGGAAAUAGUUGCAGAUGACCUGCCACACCCAUUUGGUCUGACCCAGUAUCGGGACUACAUCUACUGGACGGACUGGAACCUGCGUAGCAUCGAACGUGCGGACAAACGUAGCGGCCUGAACCGUACGGUGGUGCAAGGUCACUUGGAAUACGUCAUGGACAUCCUGGUCUUCCACUCCUCCCGUCAGGACGGCUCCAACGAGUGCUCCCAGAACAACGGCAACUGCGCACACCUUUGCCUGGCGUCACCCUCGGGUGCCCAAUGCCGCUGUGCCUCGCACUACACCCUGGACCCCAAUGGACGCAACUGCAGCUCUCCCUCCAGCUUCCUGCUCUUCAGUCAGAAGGCCUCUAUUAGCCGGAUGGUACUUGGGGAGCAGAGCCCUGACAUCAUCUUGCCCAUCCAUGUGCAGCGGAACGUGAGGGCCAUCAGCUAUGACCCACUGGAGCGCCUGCUCUACUGGGUGGACGGCCGGCAGAGCAUUCGCAGGGCCCGGGAUGACGGCACACAGGCCACCACGGUGGUGUCAACCAUGGCCAGCCACCAGCAGACUGUUGAGAAGCAGCCGCAUGACCUGAGUCUGGACCCGUACAGCCGCACCGUCUACUGGACCUGUGAGAUCACCAACACCAUCAACAUCCAGCGUAUGGACGGCCAGGCCGUGGGAGAGGCUCUCCGAGAUGACGUCGACAAGCCGCGUGCGAUUGUCGUCAACGCCGAGAAAGGAUACAUGUAUUUCACCACGGUGCAGGACCGCUCAGCUAAAAUCGAGCGUUCCUCCCUGGACGGAACAGAGCGCGAAUCUCUCUUCACCACGGGACUCAUCCGCCCUGUGGCUUUGGCCUUGGACAACAAAUUGGGCAAACUCUUCUGGGUAGACGGUGACCUGAAACGCAUAGAGAGCAGUGACCUAUCUGGGGCCAAUCGAAUCGUGCUCCAGGAUUCCAACAUCCUACAACCAAUGGGACUGACGGUGCUGGGAGACCAUCUUUACUGGAUAGACCGACAACAGCAGAUGAUUGAGCGGGUGGAUAAGCUGACGGGGGACAAGAGGACACGCAUUCAGGGCCGCAUCGUUUAUCUGACCAGCAUCCACGCAGUCGAGUUUAUGGAGCCGGAGGAGUUUGCAUCCCACCCCUGUUCCCGUGACAACGGAGGGUGCUCGCACAUCUGCAUUGCCAAGGGCGAUGGAACGCCGCGUUGCUCAUGUCCGACGCACCUGGUGCUGCUGCAGAACUUACUCAGCUGCGGAGAACCGCCCACCUGCUCCUCAGAACAGUUCACCUGUGCCACCGGCGAAAUUGACUGCAUCCCAAUGGCGUGGCGUUGCGACGGAAUCGCCGAGUGCGCCGACCACAGCGACGAGGAGAACUGCCCGGUCUGCUCCGCUCUCCAGUUCCAGUGUGACAAGGGCCAGUGUGUGGACGCCCAGUUACGCUGCAACGGCGAACCAGACUGCACGGAUGGCUCAGACGAGCAAGACUGCGACACCAUCUGCAUGCCCAAUCAGUUCCGCUGUGGUAACAACCAGUGCAUCCUGAAGAAGCAGCAGUGUGACUCUUUUUUUGACUGCUCAGACAGAUCUGACGAACUCCACUGUGGUGAGUCUCCCCCGGCCAGCGACCUGCCACGUCACACCAGCACCAUCGGGCCAGUGAUUGGCAUCAUUCUCCUGGUGUUUAUAAUGGGGGGAGUGUACUUUGUGUGCCAGCGUGUCGUGUGCCGACGCUACAAAGGUCCCAACGGAGCCUUCCCCCACGAGUACAUCAGCGGCACCCCCCACGUACCCCUCAAUUUCAUCGCCCCCAGCAACUCCCAGCACGGCACCUUUACAGGUAAAGGCAUCUCCUGUGGGAAGUCUAUGAUGAGUUCAGUGAGUCUAAUGGGAAGCAGUAGCAGUGGAGCUCCUCUCUAUGACAGGAACCAUGUGACUGGGGCGUCCUCCAGCAGUUCCUCUAGCACUAAAGGAGCCUUUUACCCUCAGAUUCUCAACCCUCCUCCAUCUCCAGCAACAGACCGUUCGCUUUAUAACACUGAAAUCUUCUACUCCUCUAACAGCCCCUCCACAACCAGGUCCUACAGGCCGUACCUGAUGCGAGGGGUGGCACCCCCCACGACCCCCUGCAGCACAGACGUGUGCGACAGCGACUACACCACCAGCCGGUGGAAAAGCAACAAAUACUACAUGGACCUCAAUUCAGACUCUGACCCCUAUCCCCCUCCCCCGACCCCCCGGAGUCAGUACCUGUCUGCGGAGGAGAGCUGCCCUCCAUCUCCUUCCACAGAGCGUAGCUACUUCCACCUGUGUCCUCCACCCCCAUCACCCUGCACGGACUCCUCAUGACAGCCGGCUAACAGCCACAUCUGUAAAUAGUUUUAAAUCUAAAAUUUAAUUUUAAUUUUAAUUUUUUAAUUUUAAUUUUCAUUUUUAAUCUCCCUCUUCGUUGCUUGUCAUGCAGCAGCGUUAGGAAAGUAAAGGAAAAGAAAAAAAAAAACGAGUUGUGUUAACUUCCUUUUAAAAGUGAUCAAAUGUACAGUGCUCACUGCAUGACUGUGUGCGUGCGUGUUGACAUCUAUGUUUCUAACAUUUGAUUUCUUUUUGACUUCUUUCACCUGAAGUUUUUAUCAGCUCUUGAGUCGCAAGCUGAGAACUCCUAUGAAUCCAAGCAUUUAAUUGGCUUAUGCCAGUUGAAAUUAUUUUGUGAAUAGAGUCUAUUCACCAAAUGGUAGAUGUCUGUUUUAAGCCACGAAAAGCACUAAAAAAUGUCUGUUAAUCUAACCAGCCAAAUUAGACUUAAAUACCAAAAUAUUCCAAACAGAGGUAUUGUAAAUAUGUGUAAUUAAGUAAAUAAUUAAUUUUGUUUCCAGUUUUUUGGGCCAUGAGCUGUUCUUAUUGUUUUCUAUGUGAAUAAGACAUAGUCCCAAGCAAAUGUUUGGUUUUGCUCUGUUUACCAAAAGUGUGUUUGCUGCUAUUGUACAUAUACAUGUUUGUUCUGAAUGACAACAGCCAACAAAAAAAAUAUUUUUUAUGAUGAAAAAUUGACAUUAGUUUGGUUAUAAAAAAAAAUAUUGUUUAAAUUGUAAAAUUAUUAAUCUCUCAUAGCAAGAUUGCGAAUUUAAUGUGUUUGUGUAUAGAACGUCAUAUAAGUAUAUGGAUAUACAUGUGAAAUGUUUUUACUUUUGAAGGAGUCCAAAAGACAUGCUUUCUCGAAGUGUUCUCAUGAUCUGUAUACAGUAUGUUGCCGUUAUUGACAGUUGAUUUGGGCAAAAGCACAUUGUGUUGGACUAUUGACAAGACAAAGCCUCAGUAUGGAGAAUUCUCAAUACUGAAUUCCUCUUGUCUUCAAGCUAGCAAAGAAUGUGUUCGUAUAAAUCAUUCAGAACUGAUAUAAAAAGUGACCCGGAGUAGUGUGUUUUAUCUUGGACAAGUCUGAAAAAAACCUUAAGCUAUUGUGCUCUUUUGCAACACACAGUUGUGCCGUCAUCAUACUAAUAAGUCCCAUUAUCAUUGUAUAUUAAGUUCAUUAUAUAAAAAAAUGAAGAUAAAACAACAAUUAGUGCUUUUACUCUCCUAGUGCAUUCAGUGUACGUCUAGUAUGCUGAUGGAGAUGUGUACAAUCUAGCUUUCAUUCUUAAAUAUUUGUUUCCCUAACUUAUCAAAAACAAACUGUGUUGCCAAAUUUAGCACUUAUUUGAAAAUUAUUUAGUAUUCAUGCGAUUUUGAAUUGUCUAGAAAAUAACUACCAUUAAGAAAAAAUUAGAGAUGUUCAUCUGUCCAAGAACUCUAAUAAAAGAAGCAUUAAUGCUUUAUUUAGCUUAAAAAAAAUUACUAAUUGUAACUUGUACAAAUAUAAUGUCAAAAACAUGUAAUUGUUGUUCUGGUGGUGGUGGUGGUGACUUAGUUGGCUUGUGACUGAAUUGAAUUGUCAAAAUCCACUUUUAUACUUUCAUCAUACAUGAAAGCAAAAGCAGACACCUGCACUGAUAAUUCGACCAACUGGCACUCAUUUUAAAGGGUUUAGAGCUUAAACUGAGCUUACCUAACUGCCAAGCCCUGCAGUUACAUUGGCUUUAUCGGGUUCCAUUAUCCUCACAAGUGUAGCCAUAAAAAUGGUAUUAACGACUGUAAAUGUGACAGAACUGUUUGUUGACUGCUUCAUGUACCACUCUUGAGUUGACGUGCCAACCGUGGCACGGGCGGGGACGCGGGCUGACGCGUGGCCUGUAUCAGACCUGCUCAGAUUGUACCGUGCCGUUCUCCGAGAAGAGCCUCCUCAAUGAAAAGGCUCUCCUCUCUCUCUCACACACACACACACACACACACACACACACAUUCAUCCAAAGGACUGUCUGGUGUACAAAUGCCUCAGAAAAUGCAAACUUGUGACAAUUUUUUGUAUCAAAAUCAUUUUAUAUAUAAAUAUAUAUAAUAAAGGUUCUAUUUUAAGG